UUUCUUAUUUUUAAUAUAAAAGAAUGCACGAAUGAUUGUUCCAUUUUUAAACAAUUAAACAAUUGAUAUCAGAUUUUAGAUAAUAACUCGUAUGUUCUAAUGAGUGAUAAUUUUAAAUGCUGUGUCAAAGUCCUUUGAAAACUGAGAUUUUUGUCAAUCGGUCAACAUCCACGCAUUGGCACAUGCGCAUUCGUUCGUGAUUCCAGUUCGUAUGGUGUGGUUCCAUGCGAAGAAUUUAAUACUGUUUGUUCGGGUUUGCGGCUAAUGCAUUAAAAUGUCGCAAUACAGAUUGUUGGGUGCUGUUGCACAGUUUUCCUUCAUAAAUAAGAGCUAUGUGACGCGAACAGUAUAUCACCAAACUAUAAGGUCAUUUGCAAGUAUAAAUGCGAAACAUUUCAAGUACAGAGUCGUAGAUAAUGUAGCUGUGAUUACUAUAGACUCCCCAGGAAGCAAGGUUAAUACCUUGAAUGCUGAAGUGAUGGGAGAAAUUACACCAAUUUUGAGAAAUGUGGAAAAUGAUCCUUCUGUAAAUUCUGCGGUCCUUAUAAGUGGAAAGCCAGGAUGCUUUAUUGCUGGUGCAGAUAUUUCUAUGAUUCGGGAUUUUAAGACUGCCGAAGAUGGUUAUAAAGUAGCUGUAGGGGGACAAGAAAUUUUAAAUGAUAUAGAAAAGAGUAAAAAACCAAUUGUAGCUGCAAUUCAGGGCAGUUGUUUAGGAGGAGGUCUUGAGGUUGCAUUGGCCUGUCAUUAUCGAUUAGCUGUUAAUGAUGCAAAAACGAAUUUAGCAUUACCAGAAGUUAUGUUAGGUCUGUUACCUGGUGCAGGAGGCACACAAAGAUUACCUAAGUUGACUGCAAUUCCCAAUGCAUUAGAUAUGGCACUUACUGGAAAAAAUAUCAAGGCAGACAAGGCUAAAAAAAUGGGAGUUGUAGAUAUGUUAGUAAAUCGUCUUGGACCUGGAAUUGCUCCAGCUGAAGAAAAUACCAUGAGAUACUUAGAAGAAACAGCUAUCAAGGUUGCAAAAGAUAUUGCUAGUGGAGAAUUGAAAAUCAAUCGCAAACCUAAAACUCUGAUUGAUCAGCUCAUGGAUUUUGCUUUUUCUUUAAAUUUCGUUAAGGAUCAAGUAUUUAAAAAAGCAAAAGCUCAAGUGAUGAAAAUGUCUGGUGGCUUGUACCCUGCACCACUUAAGAUUCUUGAAGUAGUACGUACUGGUUUGGAUAAGGGUCCAGCUGCUGGUUAUAAUGCAGAAGCCAAAGCCUUCGGUGAGUUAGCAGUUACACCUCAAUCUAGGGGUCUUGUAAGUGUAUUCUUUGGACAGACGGCGUGUAAAAAAAAUCGUUUUGGUACACCUAAAAAUGCUGUGAAGAAACUCGCAGUUGUUGGAGCUGGUCUAAUGGGUGCAGGUAUUGUCCAAGUGAGCAUAGAUAAAGGCUAUGAUGUAGUUUUGAAAGAUACAAACGAAAAAGGUCUAUAUAGAGGCUUAGGUCAAAUACAAAAGGGCUUAGAUAAUGGUGUAAAAAGGAAAAGAUAUUCAAUUGUUCAAAAAGAUAAGUAUCUUGCUAAUUUGGAUACUACUUUAGACUAUAAAUCUUUUAAGAACGCGGAUAUAGUAAUUGAAGCUGUAUUUGAGGAUAUGGCAAUUAAACACAAAGUUAUAAAAGAAAUCGAAGCAUGUACACCAGAGUACUGUGUAGUGGCAACAAACACAUCAGCUCUUCCCAUUACCGAAAUAGCGGCUGGAAGUAAACGUCCAGAUAAGGUGAUUGGAAUGCACUACUUCUCCCCGGUAGACAAAAUGCAACUACUAGAAAUAAUAACGCAUAAAGGAACAUCGACUGAUACUAUUAAGACUGCGGUUGAUGUAGGUUUGAAACAAGGUAAAACAGUUAUUAUUGUUGGAGAUGGUCCUGGAUUUUAUACCACAAGGAUUCUAUCAGCUAUGUUAUCUGAAUCUAUCAGAUUGAUGCAGGAAGGCGUGGAUCCAAUGGUCUUAGAUAAAUUGACUAAAAAGUUCGGAUUUCCUGUCGGGCCGGCAACACUAUCAGAUGAAGUCGGUGUUGACGUUGGAGCUCAUAUAAGUGAUUAUCUAGUGACGGUGUUAGGUGACCGCUUUAAAGGUGGAGAUGUAAACAUAAUGGGUGAUAUGGUCAAAUCUGGUUUCCUUGGCCGAAAGUCUGGAAAAGGUAUAUACAUAUAUGAAGCUAAUGUUAAGGAAAGAGAUCUUAAUCCUGGAGCAUUAGAUAUUUUGAAGAAAUACAGACUUGAACCAAAAGGAAGUACAUCUGACGAAGAUCGUCAGUUACGUAUGGUAACUCGAUUUGUUAAUGAAGCAGUACUUUGUUUAGAAGAAAGUAUAUUGGCUAAUCCAUUGGAGGGUGAUGUAGGAGCUGUUUUUGGAUUAGGUUUUCCUCCAUUUACUGGCGGACCUUUCCGCUGGGUAGAUUAUUAUGGGGCCGGAAAUUUAGUGAGAAAGAUGGAAGAAUUCCAGAGUCAUUACGGCGAUACUUUUAAACCAUGCCAAAGUUUGUAUGAUAUGGCAGCUGAUUCCAGCAAAAAAUUCCACAAAAACUGAGUUAAAUGUUGAAUUUGAUACCUAUAACCACGAAGCAGUAAAAUUGAAACUACAUUUUUAAGAUUUUGUAUGUUCAUAACAGUAAUCUGUAUGUAAAGCUACUUUUUGAAAGUGCUAUAUUUUUUUUAUAUAUAUACAUAUAGAUAUAUCUGCUCAGAUUGUUCAAACAUGAUUUGAACUCUCUACAAGAAUCAAUGCAAGUGAACUAUAUAUUUAUUAAAGCAUUUUUAUACAAUUUAUAUCUGAAGAUAUUUUUAAUAUUUUCCACGGCGUACAUGUUAUAGUAUUAAAUAUUAUUUUUUCAAAAUAAUGUGGAGAAACGCGUAAUAGAUGUAUAUAUGUA
This is a messenger RNA of Nomia melanderi (Alkali bee), 2912 nucleotides long. NCBI's taxonomy places the organism in Eukaryota, Metazoa, Arthropoda, Insecta, Hymenoptera, Halictidae. The record is from RefSeq and is a predicted model, not a curated record.